UCAUUUCCUUCAUUAAAAAAACCGUCCCGGCAGUUGCUUCCGUUUCCCCUCGGCUCCCGGUACACGACAAAGACAACACCUUUGAAGCCUUCUUCCUCCCAACUUCUCCACUUCGCUCAGUACCGUACCACCUUCCUCCCUCGCAACUAUGUAGCCCAGCCAGAAGAUUCGCGUGUCGUCGUUUCUGCCCUUUUCUCCUCUCCAAUGGCGAUCAAGGCCGCCGCCGACGAAACAGAGCCCCUCCUCGUCGAGCACAAAUCAACCUCACAGCUCGCUCUCGUCGGCUCACGUGUCUGCCCUAUCGAAAGCCUCGACUUUGAGAUCGCGGAGAGCGUGCUGGUGAACCAGGAUCGGCGUGCGCGUAAUGGCCGAGUUGAGAUAUUUCGGAAAUUGUUCCUCAAAUGGGCACUCUGCUUCCUAAUCGGCAUCUUCUCCGCCUGCGUAGGGUUUUUCAUCAACCUUGCUAUUGAGAACAUCGCAGGCGUCAAGUUCGUCGUUACUUCCAACAUGAUGCUUGCCAAUAGGUAUCUGUGGGCGUUUGGGGUAUUUGCAGCUUCGAAUUUUGCGCUGACGAUGCUUGCGGUGAUCAUAACCGCCUACAUUGCGCCGGCGGCGGCGGGAUCGGGGAUACCGGAGGUGAAGGCUUAUUUGAAUGGCAUUGAUGCUCCGGAGAUAUUCUCAUUUCGAACUCUGGUUAUAAAGAUUUCUGGUUCCAUCAGUGUUGUAUCCUCAUCGCUCCAUGUGGGUAAGGCAGGUCCAAUGGUACAUACCACAGCAUGCAUUGCUUCUUUGCUGGGGCAGGUAGGAUCUCACGAAUUCCGGCCGACAUGGCGGUGGCUUAGGUGUGUCGAGAACGAUAGGGAUCGGCGAGAUGUGGUGACAUGUGGAGCAGCAGCUGGAAUUGCUGCCGCCUUCCGCGCACCGAUUGGCGGAGUCCUUUUUGUGCUUGAAUCAUUAUGUUCAUGGUGGAGAUCCACACUGCUAUGGAGAUCAUUUUUCACAACAGCUGUUGUUGUUUUUGUGCUUAGGGCUCUUAUUGAUUUCUGCAGAAGUGGCAAAUGCGGCUUAUUUGGAAAGGGAGGGCUUAUAAUGUUUGAUGUGACUGAAGAGACUGUUUCAUAUCAUCUUGUAGACUUACCUCCGGUUAUUGUUCUAGGAGUCAUUGGAGGCAUUCUUGGGAGUUUGUACAAUUUUCUCUUAGACAAGGUUCUUCGAUUCUACAUUCGAAUCAAUGCGAAAGGUCGCUCAUUUAAGUUUCUUCUUGCUGCCUGUGUCUCCAUUUUCACCUCUUGCUGUCUCUUUGGCUUACCAUGGCUAGCAUCUUGUAGAGCAUGCCCGGGUGGCAUAUCUGAAGCUUGCCCAACAAUCGGAAGAUCCGGAAACUUUAAGAAGUUUCAAUGCACCAUGGAUCACUUCAAUGAUCUAGCUAGCUUAUUCUUCAACACCAAUGAUGACGCAAUAAGAAAUCUCUACAGUGCUGGCACAGAUAGAGCCUUCAGAAAGUACUCAAUCUUUCUCUUCUUUGUCACCUCCUAUUUUCUUGGAAUUGUGAGCUAUGGCCUUGUCGCUCCUUCUGGCCUUUUCAUGCCAGUCAUUUUGAUCGGUGCAACUUAUGGACGCCUUAUCGGAAUGCUCAUGGGCUCGCACUCAACUCUCGAUCACGGCCUCUUCGCCGUGCUUGGUUCCGCCUCUUUUCUGAGUGGGACGAUGCGAAUGACUGUUUCCGCGAGUGUUAUUCUUCUCGAACUAACGAAUAAUCUCCUCUUGCUUCCUCUGGUGAUGCUCGUCACUCUCAUAUCCAAAACCGUGGCAGACUAUUUUAAUAUGAACAUCUACGACAUACUUAUCAAACUAAAAGGAUUUCCUUUUCUUCAUAGACAUGCACAUUCCUACAUGAGGCAGCUUAGAGCUGGCGAUGUUGUUACAGGUCCCUUACAGAUGUUUAAUGGUGUGGAAAAAGUUGGUAACAUAGUUCACAUUUUGAAGACAACUACUCACAAUGGAUUUCCUGUGAUCGAUAAACCUCCGGCUUCGGAUUCGCCUGUACUGCACGGCUUGAUUCUUCGCUCUCACCUUCUAGUGCUGUUGAAGAAAAGAUGUUUUCUUUCUUCUUCUGAUACAGCUUCUAGUUUUGAGCAUUUCUCAGCUGAUGAUUUUGGGAAAUGGAGCUCAGGCAGACUUGAUGGUAUUGAUGAAAUUGUGUUAACAGAUGAAGAGAUGGAGAUGUUUGUGGAUCUGCAUCCAUGCACGAAUACUUCGCCUUAUACUGUUGUCGAGACGUUGUCUCUGGAGAAAGCUCGCGUGCUUUUUCAUGAAAUCGGUCUGAGACACCUUCUGGUUAUUCCAAAGCUCCAUUCUAGGAUGCCUGUGGUGGGGAUAUUAACAAGGCAUGAUUUCAUGCCCGAGCAUGUUCUUGGUUUGCAUCCUUUUCUGAUGGGAAGGAGGAGAAAGCUGUCUGCUGAAUUUUCCAGAGCUAUCUGCUGAUAACUUAUAGGAAGAUUUACAUAUAUACCUCUUAAUUCCUAUGCAUUUACAUUUCUAAGUCCCAA
Molecule: messenger RNA, 2549 nt
Organism: Phalaenopsis equestris
Lineage: Eukaryota; Viridiplantae; Streptophyta; Magnoliopsida; Asparagales; Orchidaceae
Product: putative chloride channel-like protein CLC-g
Exons: 7
Coding region: 205-2484 (759 amino acids)
Biological process (GO): transmembrane transport; chloride transport
Cellular component (GO): intracellular membrane-bounded organelle; plant-type vacuole membrane
Molecular function (GO): voltage-gated chloride channel activity
Source: RefSeq, a predicted model, not a curated record